CAGUCGAAUAUCAGUUUGAUCAUCCAAACUUAUCUGCCUAAUCAAUCUAGGCGCAUACGCCUAGAAACACAAUCUCGCUGCAUAAGUGAGGCACAUAACCACCACUUAAUACCUAAGGCUACGCAUGCUUUUUGCAACACUAUUAUUUGGAGUUUAGAAAUUUUAAAUUGGAACUCAUUUAUAACUGUACAAGACAAAUAAAAAAGAUGAAAAAGAGUGAUCUCAAUCUUGUGUACUAUACAGAAUGAACAAUUGUCUCCUUGCUGGGGUCUCUGGUGGAGGUUGGCUGGAAGACACUUCCCUGGUUGAGAAAUAUAAGAUUUCGGAUGAAGAAUACAAUAAACGUGAUGGUACUUUCAGAAAAUUCAAGGAAAAUUUGGCAUCUCAAAAUGCACCAGCUCUUGGGACCAAAACAUCAGAUGACAACAUGCAAGACCUCUGCACGAACAUCAAGGCAGAAGCUCUAGGACCAGGUUUCUGGAUUGGAGUUCAGUAUGAUGAACCAUUAGGAAAACACGAUGGCAUGGUGAAAGGAGCACGUAUUUUGACUGCCCUCUCCUUCAUGGUGCAAUGGUUAGGCCAAACAAAGUUGGUGACUAUGCUGAACGAGAUCCCUUUGAGGAAGAUGAAACAUGAUAAGAGUAGGAAGGACGAACCGGCAGCAAAACCAAAUUCCUUUAACUUUCACUUCACCUCUUCCUUUCUUCGAUUUCUUUGCCCAAAAGGGUGCUCCCAAAAUCUCAUCUUUUUAGCUUUUGAAUCCAGAUACAAGCAACAGAAAGCUGAAGAAACAAAGGAAGAACAGAUGGCGAUGCCAUUGGGGAUGGCUCUGUGGAUCUCAAAGAUGGUGUGGGUGGCUCUGAGAGGGUGGGUUUCUUCUUGCUUGACCGUCGCCGAUGAGUUCGCUAGCUCUCUCCGAAGCGGUGAUAUUGGGCCCUUUCAUGUUGGCUGAUUGACUUUUGCUCUAUUCUCUCCGCAGGUGGUGGCUUUUGGGAAUUUCAAUUGCCCUGUAGCUGGUGCUGGACUGUUUGCAAGGAAUGUAUUUAUAUAUUACAUGAGUGACUUCCUAGUAUGCUUCAAACUCAAUUAUUAUGUUUAUGGAGUUGAUUCAUCCACAAUCUUAUUUCACAAGCCAUAUGUCAUUAAACAAGUGUAUGCAUACCAAUUCAUGAACUUUCCUUAGAGUCAUUACUGUCGUCGUAGUAGGACCAUGAGUGGUGAAGUAAACUUGUGGAUGAAUCAAUUUGCUUUUGCUUUAUAUGCUUCAACAUCUGUGAGAGGACUCAGAUGUUUUAGUAGAAGAAAAUAGUCUUGAAAACCUUUCCAUCAAAGCCAUGUUCAAAUUCUCAUUCCCUGAAU
This is a messenger RNA of Rubroshorea leprosula, 1359 nucleotides long. The record is from the annotation of a GenBank genome assembly. NCBI's taxonomy places the organism in Eukaryota, Viridiplantae, Streptophyta, Magnoliopsida, Malvales, Dipterocarpaceae.